AUGGCAGAGAAAGAUGCCUCUGCACGACUACGCAGAGCUGUCCAAGAGAACAACCUCUUCCUCGUGAAGCGGCUCAUACAACGCACCGACAUGCGCAACCCCGACCCCGUGCACAAACGGUUCACUUCGCUAGCUUGGGCGGCCGUACUUGGGCAUGAAGAGACUUUCGAAUUCCUGCUGACUGCCGGUCACGAUGAUGAGGAGUUAAGCAAAGACUCAGAGUUUAACACGAUAUUAACCCUUCUUGCCGACUUGAAACCUCCCUCGACUGGACCUUACUCUACGAAGUGUUCAAAUCCCGAUCUCAUGGGAGCCGCCCUACGCAUGGCUAGGAUGUACCACGAUCGCUACCCAUUUGUCCUGGAUUGGGCGAAUUCCAGAGGGAGGACAGCUUUGCACGUAGCUUCCCUUCGUGGUAAUGAGGAACUCGUACGAAUGCUGUUGGACUUGGGCGCAGACUAUGACUUGGCCGAUAACGAAGGAAACACGCCACUGCACUAUGCCAGCGCGUGGGGCCAUAUACCUAUCGUACAACUGCUGAUCGAGCGAGGUUGCCAUUAUUUAGCUCGCAACAACGACGGGUUUGAUGCGGCAGAUUAUGCGUACUCGUACGUGUAG
Molecule: messenger RNA, 618 nt
Organism: Gloeophyllum trabeum ATCC 11539
Lineage: Eukaryota; Fungi; Basidiomycota; Agaricomycetes; Gloeophyllales; Gloeophyllaceae
Product: ankyrin
Exons: 6
Coding region: 1-618 (205 amino acids)
Molecular function (GO): protein binding
Source: RefSeq, a predicted model, not a curated record